Molecule: messenger RNA, 1049 nt
Organism: Spea bombifrons (plains spadefoot toad)
Lineage: Eukaryota; Metazoa; Chordata; Amphibia; Anura; Pelobatidae
Gene: PID1
Product: phosphotyrosine interaction domain containing 1
Exons: 3
Coding region: 90-743 (217 amino acids)
Biological process (GO): negative regulation of D-glucose import across plasma membrane; regulation of mitochondrial membrane potential; negative regulation of insulin receptor signaling pathway
Cellular component (GO): cytoplasm
Source: RefSeq, a predicted model, not a curated record
AGGGGCUGGAAGAUAUUCGCGAAGCGCUGGCUUUGGGGUGACUCGGCCCGGAGAAGCUUUGUGAUACCCCGCGGGGCGCACGGAGGGAGAUGUGGCAGCCGGCCAGCGAGAGGCUGCAGCACUUCCAGACAAUGAUUAAAUCCAAGCUGAACGUGUUAACCCUCCGCAAAGAGCCUCACACAACUGUGAUCUUCCAUGAGCCAGAGGCUAUUGAGCUUUGUACCACAACUCCACUUGUGAAGACCCGGCUGCAUGCUGGAUGCAAGGUGACCUAUCUGGGUAAGGUGUCUACCAAAGGACUUCAGUUUUCAUCUGGAUGCACAGAAAAGCCAGUGAUCGAGUUAUGGAAGAAUCAUACACUGGCCCACGAAGAGGUGUUCCCCUCAAAUGCCAUUCUCGAAAUCCGCCCCUUCCAAGUACGACUCCACCACCAAGAUGUCAAGGGUGAAGCAACCGUCCACAUGGACACAUUCCAGGUGGCCAGGAUAGCCUACUGCACCGCCGAUCACAACGUAAGCCCUAACAUUUUUGCCUGGGUAUACAGGGAAAUUAAUGACGACCUGAGUUUCCAACUGGAGUGUCAUGCGGUUGAAUGCGAGAGCAAGAUCGAAGCCAAGAAACUGGCUCAUGCCAUGAUGGUCGCUUUUAAGAAGACCUUUCACAGCAUGAAGAGCGAUGGUCGAAUCCACAAGGACAGUUCCUCCGAGGAUAUGUCCCAAGGAUUUGAGUCUGAUGAUGGUUGAACUCUCACUCCCUAUUCCCGGGUAAGGCGUCGGCAGUCUGGAGCAGCAGCAGCUGGUGAAGGGUCCAUAACAGGGAAGGGACUUAAGAACAUCAGCUGGUCCGCUUUCCACAGAGAAAUGCAACAUCUAUAGAGAUGCAUCCUCAAAGUGUCUGUUACAAUGCUGCUUUCCCAAAAAAUGUGACAACACUUCCCCCCUUUUUUCCCUUACUGUCUCCUACUGGAGCCUUGGUGGUUUGAAAGAUUUGCACGAUCUUAAUACGAUUCAAGUUGCCUUGGAAAUCUUUUGAACCUCUCCGAAAACAAA